UGAUCGGUGACAGUGACAGCUGGAAAAAGGCGAUUAGCAAAGGCAAUGUGUGGUGUUGUUGUAAUAUUAACAAUUUACGAUUGUUUCGACAAUUAUUAGAUAAACCAUGACGAUAUUUCACGACGAAAUAGAAAUCGAAGACUUUGAGUAUGACGAGGACGAUGAUAUGUAUUAUUAUCCUUGUCCAUGUGGAGACAGAUUCCAAAUCAGUAAGGAGGAAUUAAUGGCGGGAGAAGAAGUAGCAACAUGUCCCAGCUGUUCUCUUGUUGUCAAAGUUAUAUACGAUUUGGAGAAAUUCAAAGCAGAGGGAGAGGAACUACUCAAAGCCGAUGGAGACAAGGAAGCAGUGAAGGCUUAACCUGAUUGAAUAGCCAUAUUGUGUUGAGAAUGAAAUUCUACACUGUCCCUAAGUUUGAGGCUUCAAGAAGCACUUCUUGAUGGAGAGUGGUUCAGUGAUUUUAUGUGAUACUCUUAAUAAAAAAUAUUUUAAAUAAAUUUGCUUUAAAGAAUGAA
Cydia pomonella (codling moth) is the source of this 513-nucleotide messenger RNA. RefSeq names its product diphthamide biosynthesis protein 3 (gene Dph3). The record is from RefSeq and is a predicted model, not a curated record. Gene Ontology annotation, molecular function: metal ion binding. The coding region runs from base 107 to 358 and encodes 83 amino acids. The transcript has 3 exons. Lineage: Eukaryota; Metazoa; Arthropoda; Insecta; Lepidoptera; Tortricidae. Gene Ontology annotation, biological process: protein histidyl modification to diphthamide.